AUGAAUCAUAAGAUGCCUUGGAAUUUGGCUCAAGGGACUGGACCAAUCAUGGAGAUUCUUGCAGCUUUCUUUGUUGGGUUAUGUUGUGUUUUGCUAAGCAAUGGAAUUGAAGUUGAAGCCUUACAUAAUGGAUGCCAGAAUUUUCAGUCUCACACGGUUAUGUUACAAGAAAAGCAGCCUUAUAGAACCUCCUUUCACUUCCAACCACCAGAAAAUUGGCUUAAUGGUAUGAAUAGGCCAAUGUGGUACAAGGGAGUUUAUCAUUUAUUCUACCAAUACAAUCCAUAUGGUGCGUUGUUUGGUGAUAUUAUGAUAUGGGCACAUUCUGUAUCACAUGAUCUCAUCAAUUGGAUUCAUCUCAAUCAUGCCCUUUGCCCAACGGAACCAUAUGACAUCAACAGUUGUUGGUCUGGUUCUGCUACAAUCCUUCCUGGGAAGGGACCUGUAAUUUUAUACACUGGAAUUGAUUCUAACCAUCGACAGGUUCAGAAUAUGGCAGUGCCAAAGAAUUUGUCUGAUCCAUUACCUGAAGAAUGGACAAAAUUUCCACAAAAUCCUAUCAUGACUCCUCCUGAUGGUGUUGAAGGGAACAAUUUUAGAGAUCCUACAACAGCUUGGUUGAGUCCUGAUGGAAAAUGGAGUGUGAUCAUUGGAAGCUGGAGCAAUAAUCAAGGAAUGGCAAUUCUGUAUCGAAGUGAAGAUUUUGUUAAUUGGACCAAGUACCAAGAUCCUCUUUAUUCAACAGAAAGAACUGGGAUGUGGGAGUGCCCAGACUUUUAUCCUGUGUCUGUUAAUAGCACAAAUGGGGCAGACACUUCAGUCCUCGGUGCAGGUUUUAAACAUGUGAUGAAGGCAAGCUUCAAUUCCCAUGAUUAUUACCUGAUUGGUACUUAUGCCCCAGGGAUGCAAAAAUAUAUUCCUGAUAAUGACUUCACCAGUACCAGUAAGGACUUGAGGUAUGACUACGGCAAAUUUUAUGCUUCAAAGACAUUCUUUGACAUUGACAAGAAUAGAAGAAUUUUAUGGGGUUGGGUAAAUGAAUCUGAUAGCAUAGAAGAUGACACGGACAAAGGAUGGUCUGGACUUCAGUCAUUUCCUAGGCACAUUUGGCUGGACAGAAGUGGAAAGCAAUUAGUGCAGUGGCCCAUAGAGGAAAUCAACAAACUACAUGGCAAGAAAGUUGGCUUCCUUCAUAAGAAACUUGAUAGUGGAUCAGUAUUUGAAGUUCAAGGCAUUACUGCUUCACAGGUAGAUGUUGAGGUUGUUUUUGAAUUGCCAGAAUUGCAAGAGGCUGAGUUCUUGAACCCUACUGGAGUUGAUCCCCAACUACUUUGUACUGAUGCAAAUGCAUCAGUCAAAGGCAAAUUUGGGCCAUUUGGUUUGUUAGCCUUAGCAACGAAGGACUUGACAGAGCACACUGCGAUUUUCUUUCGGAUAUUUAAAGGCCUGAAAGGAUAUGUAAUCCUCAUGUGCAGUGAUCAGAGCAGAUCUACUCUACGAGAUGAGGUUGAUAAAACCACAUACGGAGCUUUCGUGGAUAUCGAUCCUCGGCGUGAAAAGAUUUCAUUAAGAAGCUUGAUUGAUCACUCCAUUAUCGAGAGUUUCGGUGGGGAAGGGAAGGCUUGUAUCACCAGCAGAGUUUAUCCUAAGUUGGCUGUUCACGAAGAAGCUCACCUGGUUAUAUUUAACAAUGGAACUCUGAGUGUAACGAUCUCAAGUCUGAAUGCUUGGAGCAUGAACAAAGCCCAAAUCAAGCACAAAGAAAACUUCAUUGGCAAGGCAUCACAUUAG
This is a messenger RNA of Dovyalis caffra, 1791 nucleotides long. Lineage: Eukaryota; Viridiplantae; Streptophyta; Magnoliopsida; Malpighiales; Salicaceae. The record is from the annotation of a GenBank genome assembly.